Symbiodinium necroappetens is the source of this 2391-nucleotide messenger RNA. NCBI's taxonomy places the organism in Eukaryota, Dinophyceae, Suessiales, Symbiodiniaceae. The record is from the annotation of a GenBank genome assembly.
AUGGGACCAGACGCAGCGUCCCUGAACACACUGGCGAAGACUCCUAGCGUGAUCUCCUUUGUUCUCCUCUGCGGCUUUCCACCCUUUGCAGGUGACAAAGACCCGGAGAUCCUCAAGAAGGUCAAGACGGGAACCUUUGAGUUUCGCUCGCCUGAGUGGGAUCCAAUCUCUCAAGGAUCUUCGCUGCGGCCCUUCGCUUGCUCAAUGGCUGCAGAAGCUGAGAUUAUUCAUGGGAACUGCCAGAGGCCAGAGUGGGUUAAGAUGCUGCAAGCAUUGCAGCAGUUCUGGAUUUCCUCGUCCAUCACGCUGCGCUCCUCCUUCGCAUCUAUUGACGCGUGCGCUAAAGAGCACAGGUGGCAGAGAGCGGUUUCACUGGCAGACGAAGCCCGUCGCCAGAAUCUGGAAACGAGAGUCAUCCAGUACAACGCCACGAUGAAUGCAUGUGCCAAAGGCAUCGCAUGGAAACAAGGUAUUUCAUUAUUCGCAAAUGCUGCAGAGAGGGGUCUCCAGCGGACUUCGAUCACUUUCGGCACAAGUACAUCGGCCUUUUCGAAGGGUAGUCAAUGGCAGCUGGCCUGUCACAUGCUGCGAUCGGUGUUUAGCAACACUAUUCCUCGGGGCCCAAACCGCUUCAUGCAGAGUGCUGCGCAGACUGCAUGUGCAAGUGAAGCACAAUGGCAUGCAGCCGUGCUGCUGCUGGCUGAGGCGUGUUCUGAAGAGCUUGAACCCAGCGUUGUCCUGUACAACUUGGCGGCUAGUGCAUGUCAGAGCGGCAGGCAGUGGAAAUUGGCCUGUGCGCUUGUGGGACGACUGAUGAGAAAGCAUGAUGCAUGUGCGAAUUCUUUCACAUACAGUGUCGCCAUCAGCCUUUGUGAGGAUGGACGGUGGCAACUUGCAGUAGCACUCCUUGCUGAAGCCGAAAGCCAUGGAAUUCGGAUAGACAUUGUCACUUGCAAUGCAGCCAUCAGUGCCUGCGAGAAGAGCCAGCGAUGGCAACAUGCGAUUUCACUAUUGUCCUAUUCUUUGACCAGAAAGAUGCAGGCCACGACGAUUUCAUGCAAUGCUGCGAUCAGUGCAUGCGAGAAGGCCAAGGAAUGGCAAGUUGCCCUCCACCUCCUCCUGCAAGGAUUGAAGGCAUCACUGGAGCCUACCAUCGUUUCCUACAAUGCCACGAUGAGUGCCUGCGAGAAGGGAGGGCAGUGGCAACUUGCUUUGGAGCUGCUUCAGCAGGUUGCCUCUUGUAGGAUGGAGCCUACCAUCGUGUCCUACAACGCUGCCAUCAGCGCCUGUGACAAAGGCGACCGGUGGCAGCUAGCAGCCUUAUUGCUCGGGCAGUCUGAGGAGCAGACCCUGGAAGCCGACGUCAUUUCUUUCAAUGCGACAAUCAGCGCUUGUGCAAAAGCAGGGCACUGGCAGGAGGCAGUAUCUCUCCUAGACGUCGCUGUUCGGCGGAGGCUCGGCACCACAAUUGUAACGUUCAACUCAGCUCUGACUGCUCUGGAGAAAGGUGGUCAAUGGUUUCUGGCAUUGGGGCUCUUUGAAGAACUGGCGGCGCUGCGGGCUUCGGCAGAUGUGAUCUCCUGCAACGCUUUGAUCAGUGCCUGCACCCGAAGCGGGGGCUGGGAGAGAUCGCUGCAAAUGACGAGCGACAUGCAGAAUCUUUCAUUGAAGGGGACGCCCAUCACUUACGGUGCAGCCAUGAGGGCGAAGAACCUCAUAACGCAGAUGCUGACCUUUGAUCCUUCCAUCCGGCCAACUGCCGUCGUGUUGCUGAGUCCGUGGCUCAAGUUCAAGGGCACGCCGAAGCCGGCGCCUCUGAGCAAAGAUUUUGUCACGAGGUGUGGAGGGCACGGAGAACGCAACUGGGGCUAUGCCCGUGCAUGUGUUGACACGAACGACGUCAGGAAUGGUGAUGGGACACUGUCCGUCGAAGAAAUCCGCGUUCCGUUGCGCCUGAGCCUAAAGACCCGGACGCCGAGGAAUCUGCAUGAAAGGACAUCCUACAAGCGAUUGAUUGCAAUGGUGAGCUCUGGUAGCUUGGACUACACGGAGUUCCUUGCGGCUACUCUGGACCAGAAGGUCUACAUGCAGCGGGACCUCUCCGAUGUUUGUUGGGCAGCUUUUCGAAUCUUUGACCUGGAUGGCGACGGGAAGAUUACAAGAGAGGAGCUCGGCAAGGCACUCGCCUCUUUCGAGAGGAAAAUUGAGAAAAUGAUCGAAGAGGUGGACAAGGAUGGCGAUGGAGCCGUGGACUUCGAGGAGUUCUGCGCAAUGAUGUCGACCAAGGCCGGUUGCAUCAUGCUGGUUGUGGGUGGGCUGCCUCACGUCCGCAAUCUGCAGCAGAAGCGCCGGCUAAGCGGCAGCGUGUCUCUGCCUAGCGCCGUGAGGUAA